CAACUUUCAUGGCAAAACAGCUAAGGAGGGCUCUAUGGACAGCUUGUAUGAGGCAGUGCAGAGCUCCAGUGCUGGCCCACCUCCACCCAUCCCCAGUCGUUCAUCCAGCCGAUCAUGCAGCCGCUCCUGCAGCCCGGCGGUGCUGCUGGACGAAAACACAAAGGGGCGAGGCUCUGGAAGAUCCAUAUCUAUGGAGAUGCCUCACAUGCAGGGAACCAAUACUCGUAAAAAAAAGAGAAGAACACAUAUAUCCAAAUCUACAUCAGACAAUGAAGCACUGGAUAACCCUGGCUGUAAUACUGCAGUCUGGCAGCCUGCCAAGAGCCGAGAAGAUUUAGUCCACAUCCCCAACAAUCACAACGAAGAGAUGCGGAAGACGAAGCACAGAACAGAAACCAAAGGAGGGAAAGGACCGCAUAAUUCCAGCACAAAGAAAAAGGAGAAACAUCCCGCAAGCCAGACUGUCCACACCAAUGGAGUGGCAACAGAGUCUAGACCUGCCAUCAAAAGAAGCCAAAAGGUUGGGAAGAAGUCAGGUGGAAAGAAUGGGAAAGAAGGGACAAAAAAAAGUCAGAACUCCACAAUGUGCUCCCCACCAGGCACCAUGAGCCCACCCAUGGGACCAAACUAUCUGGAUGUGCCAUACAGGUCAGACAGGAGGCCUCAUCCAGGCAAAUCCUCCACCCUCCCCGCUCAGGAGAACGCAACCCCGGGCCAAUGCACAGACAUAGUCAACCUACCUGGUGGAGCAACUCCCACCCACCACCAGCACUGGAGCAACCCAAGUGACAGCAGUCCUGCAUGGGGAACCAUACAGCACACCUGCCGCCGGCCGCUUACCGAGUAUCGUGUGUACUCCCAUGACUUUUCUGCAGCACAUGGAAAGGACUGGGAGGGAAGACAACAGCAGCCAAUGGCCCAGGACUAUAAACCCCAGAUUCCCCAAAGGGUGUCACGAUCUAUCACGGAUGUGGAUCUUUCAGAACCAAAUACUUACUGGAAAAAUUCUAAGAUCAAGGCUCAGUAG
Stegastes partitus (bicolor damselfish) is the source of this 1027-nucleotide messenger RNA. Lineage: Eukaryota; Metazoa; Chordata; Actinopteri; Pomacentridae. The record is from RefSeq and is a predicted model, not a curated record.